Messenger RNA from Brienomyrus brachyistius, 2320 nucleotides. RefSeq lists its product as uncharacterized. The record is from RefSeq and is a predicted model, not a curated record. The transcript is spliced from 14 exons. Lineage: Eukaryota; Metazoa; Chordata; Actinopteri; Osteoglossiformes; Mormyridae. Bases 332 to 2125 code for a protein of 597 amino acids.
UACAAUGAUUAUGAAUAGCAGCGGUAUCCCGCAGUCUCCAUCAGGCAGUGAUGUACGGAGACGCACGAGCCGGUGCAGCUCGAGGAGUCAGACUCCGCAUUUCGCCGUGACUCCGCCGGCCUCAAAUACGCCGACAUUACUGCUCGCAACUUUGCUGAAACACGCCGACAUUUGUUCAUAUUUAAUGUACACGUAACACGUUACCGCCGAAAAACCAAAUGAGCAAAUUAGCUGCUAGCUACCGAGGCGCAAAACGCAGCUAACCGCGCUGUCAAAGCUAGCGUAGCCACCGGAGCUAACGGAACCAUAUCAACCGGCCCGACUACGUAACAUGAACUGGGUGGGCGGCUCACGGGACCGAUGUCUGGUGAAAAGUGACGUGAGGAAACAGAGGGAGUUCUUCCAAAGGAGGAAGAUGGAGCGGAGGACCAAGCAUGCGGGGCAGCCCGCAGCUCCGCAGGGCGCGGGGAGUUUGGAUCUUGUCACCAUGUUGGUAGUGAAUCAGAUCGCAACCAAGAAGGAACAUCACUGUGAGCCUAAAAUAACCUACUUCAAGAACGUAAAGGCACCUAAAAACCCCAUAGAAUUACCCAUGAGCCCCUGCUCCCCAUCUGCGUUGUGCCUUGAAGGAAACUCCCCUCAACAGAGGGCCCAGUGCUUAGGUUUGAGAAGGAGAACACGUCACACAUCCCAGGCAAAGAAUCAUGGACGUCUGUCACCUGUGUGGGAAUCCGGCUUUUCCGAUAGCAGCGUUCCCGAUUACCAGCAUGGUGUCACGGACACGUUGAGCCUGUUCUCAGCAUGUAAACCUGAGUCCUUGUCCGAAAAGUUUGGCAUUCAGCCUGGGCCAGAGUUUGUACCUUUCUCCCAGCCAAGAAUGGUUGAAGAGCAGAGUCCCUGGAUCAAAUCAUCAAGUUGGUCGCAACAGACGCCGAGCAGCCCGGAGUGCAGAGUACAGUUUGGAAACGUGGAGCCAUGUUCACGCAGCUGUUCAGAAGAAAGCGGGGCAGUGAGGCAGAAGGUCAGUGGCCAUUUUGGCUUCACCCUGGAGAAAGAGGAGGACCACAACCAGUUGUCUGACCUGGGGUUUCACCAGACUGCUGAGUUUGAAGAGGAGGAAACACGGCUUAAUUCUGCAGAGAUUCAGAGUUUCAGCAAACCACAAAACAGAUGCUUUGAUUAUAGCUUUUGGUCUCAGCAGGUUUCUGAAAACACCAGACAGCUGGCAGGACGAAACAGGCUCAACAGCUGUGGAACUCCAAGCUGUUCAUCCAGAGACGGUUUCCUCAGCACAGACACUGAUGAUGAGGACGACUCCUGGUGGCAUCAGAGCAGCCCCUCCCAGAGCUCCGUCUGUGUAGAGACACCUACUGCGCUGAGGCUUACAGCUCACCUGCACGGGGGUGAUGACCAUAAAGAUGGCGGGGGGCAGAAUCAGAUAUGUGCCACUGACAGCCGGUGUGAGCAGCUGAGUCAGCUCAGGGUAGGAGCGCGUCCAAGGAAGAGCACCAGCGAGGGUCUGCUUGUGCUAACACAGCACUCACGAAAACACCCCAUUGAGACAAAGGAAGCAGGAACACAAACCGACAGCAGCCGUGGACCUUGCAAGUCGGAUGUUUCUAUACAGUGCAGCCUGGGGCAGGAACACGGCACAUACAAUCCGAACCGAUCUGAAGCUGACCGACUUCCAGUUAAUCCUGAAGUAACAAUCUCGGCCAGCAGAGGGCACCCUACUCAAGCUGAGCAGAACCUGCAGUCAGUCUGGAAUUCAGACAGCCGCACAGAGCACUUGAGGUCUGGUAUAGGACAACAUUCAUCUCUCUCCAGAGGGACAGAGUGUCUCUGCAAAUCUGAGGAGCUUCCAGAACCACCUUCCAGCAGGAUCCAUGUCAUUAGAACUGCAGAGGAGUCAAACCCUGAGCAGCAUGAGGGAGCAGAGAUCUCGCAGAGCUCAGUUGGAAUCAGUCACCACCUGCCCUGGGAGUCAGCAGGAGGCAGCAGCACAGCAGAGAGCAAACAGGUCGGUGAGGGCUGCAGAGCAUUCUGGGAGUCAGAAGAGACUGCCACGCUGCACGAGAUUGCAGAUAUACUGGUAAAGAUGAAGCACAAUGACACGUCGCGGUGAAGGAACGCGUGCAUCUGACACAUAAAAUGAGAGAUCUGCCAUGAUGCAAGUUCACUUUUUUAUUAAAGCAGGAACAGAUACAGCGAAAGAAUUAAUGUUUACUUUCUCAUGUACAAUUUCAAGUGAUAUCAUUUCAUGAACGUAUGCAAUUGUAUACAAAGUUAAAAUCUAAUAAAACAUACAGCAACGAAUCAA